Mizuhopecten yessoensis (Yesso scallop) is the source of this 768-nucleotide messenger RNA. RefSeq names its product protein rtoA-like. Lineage: Eukaryota; Metazoa; Mollusca; Bivalvia; Pectinida; Pectinidae. Gene Ontology annotation, cellular component: membrane. Bases 1 to 768 code for a protein of 255 amino acids. The transcript has 2 exons. The record is from RefSeq and is a predicted model, not a curated record.
AUGGCGUUUGACAAAGUCAAGGCAAUGGAGGGCACUGUGUGCAGUAACGCUUGGGAUGACCGAGACGCCGAGGUGAUUUGCCGAUAUCUUGGACUAGGUGGUCCGGCUGUAGCGGAAACACUACCCAGGGACUCUCGCUACAACAGAACAGUGUUUGGUGUACACUGUCUUGGAAAUGAGACAGACUUUUCGCAAUGCUCGGCUGAUAGCCACGACGUUACUAUGGGAGGUUGCGACACCUUGGACGAUGCCGUCGUAAGAUGUGGAGUAAUGAAUAUGACAAGAACUACCAAGUCAUCUCAUGGAAUGACAUCAUCACCAUCUACUGUUGCACAUGGCACAUCAUCUUCGCGAAAUGGAAUGACGUCAUCACAUAGUAAUGGUAUAUCUGGUAUAACACCAUCUACAAAUGGAAUGACGUCAUCACCAUCUCGCGGUUCACAAGGUACUACCCAACCCCUACCAGGAAUGUCAUCAUCGAAGUCUACUGGUACACAAGGUACCUCCAAAUCACCACAAGGAAUGACGUCAUCACAAUCUUCUGGUUCAACCCGACCGCUACCAGGAAUGUCGUCAACGAAAUCUAUGGGCACACGAAGUACUAACCAAGCGCCAAAUGGGAUGACAUCGUCUUCAUCCGUUUCUACACGUGGUACUACCCAGUCUCCGCAUGGAAUGACGUCAUCACCGUCAAAUGUUGCACAAGGCACAUCAUCUCCGCCAAAUAAGAUGACGUCUUCACAUAUUCAUGGUACAUCUGCGAGGUGA